This is a messenger RNA of Oikopleura dioica, 852 nucleotides long. The record is from the annotation of a GenBank genome assembly. NCBI's taxonomy places the organism in Eukaryota, Metazoa, Chordata, Appendicularia, Copelata, Oikopleuridae.
AUGGAAAUAAACCGUCACAGAGAUAUAACUUGCUUUUUCUUUCUUUUUUGUUGGCUUUUUCUUAUUGUGUUGCAUUUCGGGACUUCUGAUGAAACUCAGGAUUACUUCCAAAAAGCAGAAUCCCAGUACAGUACAAAUUCUUCAACAAGCGAUGAUGAUUAUCAAGAGUCAAAAGCUGAAAAGGGCAAUGAAAAAAGAAGAGUCGUUGUUGGAAUUUUAGCAACAUUCGAAAAUUAUGAAAGAAGAGAAGCUCAGCGAGAAACUUGGCUUUUAUCAUCAGAAAUCGAGCAUAAAUACAUCAUCGACAGCUGGACCCCUGAGUGGCGUGCCGAAAAUGAAAUCUUCGGAGACAUCGUUUCUAUCAAUGCGAGCUUCAGCGGGCUAGCCUACGCGCAGAAUACUCAGCGCCGUGACGACUCGAAAAAAGGCUUUCAUUCUCAAAAAUACAAAAAAGACUCGACAAGAGACGAAAUUCUUAAAAACGACCAAAAUAUGUUCACUACGAUUAAAUCAUUCUUCGGCUACUCCGUUGAGGAAGAACGAGUCCCUGCGAUGGAAAAGAGCGAGCUCGAGGGAUGGGAAAUUAUUGAUCACGAGCAACAACAGAACGAAUCGGAAUCGGAAACUCCCUCGGUGCCAGUAAGGAGGCCGGAAAACAACAAAACCGCGGUUCGCAAAUCGGCAAGGAGGAUUCAAGAUUUGAUCCCAACGAUGCCCAGCGACAAGUACCAAAAGCCCUCGAAGAAGACGAAAAAGGGUUCCAAAGUUGGCCGCACUAUGAUGACCCGCUCAAUGAGGCAGCCAAUUCAGCAGCCACGAUCCAAUGAAAUUCAUUUUCACAGCCAUCUAUGA